Messenger RNA from Scedosporium apiospermum, 1509 nucleotides. RefSeq lists its product as uncharacterized. The coding region runs from base 1 to 1509 and encodes 502 amino acids. The record is from RefSeq and is a predicted model, not a curated record. Gene Ontology annotation, cellular component: cytoplasm. Gene Ontology annotation, molecular function: nucleic acid binding; ATP binding. Lineage: Eukaryota; Fungi; Ascomycota; Sordariomycetes; Microascales; Microascaceae. The transcript has 4 exons.
AUGGAAAGUGACCUUGUCAAGAGGUUUCAGAAACUAUCUCGGUAUUUGAACAAUUUGUCGGCUGCUGACCUUGGGACCGUGGGCGGAGAGGCUGCUCUUUACGCCUGCAAUAUCCUCGCCAGGAUUCAGAUGAAACAGAAUGGCAAAGGGUUUAAUGGCCUCUAUACACAUGCCCUCAUUUGGAAAACUGUCACCAGUCUCGAGGCUACAUCGCUUUCUCCCACAGUCGCCAGCCAGUUGGCGCCCAUGGCCAAAUCUGCUGCUUCAAUUCUGUGGUCCUUACCUCGAUCGAGCUUCGAUCCCACGCCCGAUCCUCGGGCCCGGUUCAACCCCGACACCUGGCAGCCACAAGUCUUGGAUGCUAUUGAUGAGAACAAGAGUCUCCAAGUUAUCGCUCCCACUUCAUCUGGCAAGACAUUCGUAUCGUUUUAUGCGAUGAAGAAGAUUAUGCAGCCGAGCGAUGAGGACGUUCUCGUCUACGUCGCGCCUACAAAAGCGCUCGUCAACCAAAUCGCCGCCGAGAUCCAGGCCGAGUUCACAGAGUCGUACAAGCACAAUACGCGAUGUGUUUGGGCCAUUCAUACCAGAGAUAAUCGAGUGAACAAUUCCACAAACUGUCAGAUCCUCGUCAUUGUUCCGCAUACCCUGCAGAUUAUGCUCAUGGCCCCGACUAAUUCCAAAUCGAAAGACUCUUGGUCCCGUCGGGUCAAGAGGAUUAUCUUCGACGAGGUUCAUUGCAUUGGCCAAUCGGUCGAUGGUGUCAUCUGGGAACAGCUACUGCUCCUCGCUCCCUGUCCCAUCAUUGCUCUCUUAGCCACCAUCGGCAACCCUCACGAGUUCAAGGCUUGGCUGGAGGGUGCUCAGAAGGCCAAGGGCUUUGAUCUGGAGAUGGUUGUUCAUUCGUCUCGAUACUCUGACUUACGCAAGUUCAUCUACUUCACACCCCGAAACUACAUGUUUUCCGGUCUCAAGCCCUGCAAUCUUCUUCCUGUUCCUGGCCUUGAUGCCAAUGCGGAUGGAGAAACCAGGCAGGGCUACUCCAGGUUUGCUGCUAUUCACCCAGUCGCAAGCUUAACCAACAGGAGCCGUGAGAAUCUAGAUGACGUCGCCCUUGAACCGCGAGAUUGCUUGACACUCUGGAAAUGCCUAAUUCAGCAUCAAACGAGCAAAUACCCGAUUUCCGAUGCUCUGAACCCUCGAAAGUUCCUGAAGGAUGUCGCCAGGAAAUCCGACGUGGUGAAAUGGGAGGCGGCCCUGAAGGAUGUCCUCAAAGCAUGGAUGGUAGACCCGGAUUCGCCAUUCUCUUCUGUGCAACACACUCUACAGUCUACGGUUUCUCAAGCGUCUAAACUGCCCACAUUUGAUGAGACUGAUGACGAGUCAGACUUUCGUCUCCCCAUGUCUGCCGACGCUGGCAGCCUAACCUCCAUUGCUUUUCCACUCCUUGUUGACCUCCACAAGAAGGGGGCUCUUCCGGCCUUGCUGUUCAACUACGAUCGCCUUUACUGA